ACUCAGGAGCCCCCAGCGGAUGGGAGAGGGGGCGGGGCCGUGAGUCACCCCGCGGGAAAAGGGGGCUCCGCGCCUAUUAGAACUCCAAGCCCCAGCCUCGCGCUGCGGCUCCUGGCCGGACGACGCAGACUCCACUUCCGCAUCAGCACCAGCACCAGCAUCAGCGACAGAGCCUUUGGAUGCGCAGCCGCCCAGGUAGGGUCUUCUCCAGCCUUUUCCUGGCAUCCUUCCCUCGGCCUCAAGGUAGACAGCAUGAAAGAGGACGUGGUCCCCAACACCACCUACGAUGAGCAGCUGGGCUGGUUUGUGCCCGACAACCGCAGCGGGUCCUUGUACCUCUCUGAGUCGCCGCCUCUUCCCUUGAACCCCUGGGAUGUGGUGCUUUGUGUUUCUGGGACCAUCAUCUCCUGCGAGAAUGCCAUUGUGGUGGCCAUCAUCUUCUACACGCCUGCCUUCCGGACGCCGAUGUUCCUGCUGAUUGGGAGCCUGGCCACGGCGGACCUCUUGGCUGGCUUGGGUCUGAUAUUCCACUUUGCCUUUGUGUACUGCAUCCAGUCCCAGGUGGUGAACCUGCUCACCGUGGGCCUCCUGGUCUGCUCCUUCACAGCCAGCGUGGGCAGCCUCCUCGCCAUCACCAUUGACCGCUACCUGUCCCUCUACAACGCACUGACCUACUACUCCGAGCGGACCGUCACCCGGACAUACAUCAUGCUCCUCCUCACCUGGGGGGUCUCCAUCUGCUUCGGGGUCUUGCCCGUCCUGGGGUGGAACUGCCUGGAGGACCAAGCCAGCUGCAGCAUCGUCACGCCCUUGACCAAGAACAACCUCAUCAUCCUCUCCAUUUCCUUCUUCAUGAUCUUUGCCAUGAUGCUGCAGCUCUACGUGCAGAUCUGCAAGAUCGUCUGUCGGCAUGCCCAGCAGAUCGCCCUCCAGAGACACUUCCUGGCCACCUCGCACUACGUCACCACCAGGAAAGGCAUCUCCACGCUGGCCGUCAUCCUGGGGACCUUUGCCUCCUGCUGGUUGCCCUUCGCCAUUUAUUGCCUCCUCGGAGACUACACCUACCCGGCCCUCUACACCUAUGUGACUGUGCUCCCCGCUACUUACAACUCGAUGAUCAACCCUGUGAUAUAUGCUUUCAGGAAUCAAGAAAUCCAGAAGGUCUUAUGGACUAUCUGUUGCAGCUGCAUCUCUCCGACCAUGCCUUUCCGAUCCAGAUCUCCGAGCGAUGUCUGAAUCUUCCCCCAGUUCUGCCCAAAGACCUGUGUCGCAAAAAACGUAUUCCUUUCUAAUUUGCACAGUCCCCUGGAAAUUUUGAUGAGCCCCUUUUCUCAUUUCUUCUUCUCUUCAUUGUGAGUGAUGUCCCUGUUAUAUGUUGGUUCUUCAUUUUCUUUUCCACUUCCAGAAUCAAAACAUACAUUUUCUUUUUCAUGUUGUUGAAGGCUUUCAUGGCCAGAAUCACCGAGUUGUUGUGAGUAUUCCAGGCUGUCUGGCCAUAUUCCAGAAGCAUUCUCUCCUGACGUUUCGCCCACAUCUAUGGCAGGCAUCCUCAGAGGUUGUGAGGUCUGUUGGAAACUAGGAAAAUGGGGUUUAUAUAUCUGUGAAAUGUCCAUAACAAUCACCAUGUCAGACAACACAAAAAUCCACAAGCACCUGGACAAUUUCAACAGAAAGGAGAAAACCAUAAAAAUGAACAAAAUCUGUCUCCCAGUAUUUGAAAACUCCAAAAUAAGGAGAGUUAAUAAAGAGCAACACUCAGUACACAAAGGAAUUCCAGGAAGGAAACAAUCAGGGCCAGCUAAGGUAAUGAUAAAGGUUUUUCCCUGACAUUAAGUCCAGUCGUGUCCAACUCUGGGGGUUGGUGCUCAUCUCCAUUUGUAAGCUGAAGAGCUGGCGUUGUCCAUAGAUGCCUCCUAGGUUAUGUGGCCAGCAUGACUGUACGGAGAGCCGUUACUUUCCCACAGAAGCGGUACCUCUUGAUCUACUCACAUUUGCAUUUUUUCGAACUGCUAGAUUGCCAGAAGCUGGGGCUAACAGUUGAAGCUCACUCCACCCUCCAGAUUUGAACUACCAAACUUUCAGUCAGCAAUUUCAGUAGCUCAGUGGUUUAACCCACUGUGCCACCGGGUGCUCCGGGCCAGCUAAUCACCUCCCAACAAAGGAUUCCCCCAAACAGGAAGCAGCCAAGCUGCAAGGCUAUUCAAUGCUAAUCAAGCUGGCCAAUGGCAACUUUCAAACUUGCCUUCAAUAGACAAGAGCUCUUUCUCCCACCCUGGACAUUAUUCCACAGAUAUAUAAACCCUACUUGCCUAGUUUCCAACAG
This is a messenger RNA of Anolis sagrei ordinatus, 2323 nucleotides long. It is a transcript of the gene GPR3, whose product is annotated as G protein-coupled receptor 3. Lineage: Eukaryota; Metazoa; Chordata; Lepidosauria; Squamata; Anolidae. Gene Ontology annotation, biological process: adenylate cyclase-activating G protein-coupled receptor signaling pathway; regulation of metabolic process. The record is from RefSeq and is a predicted model, not a curated record. Gene Ontology annotation, molecular function: sphingosine-1-phosphate receptor activity. Gene Ontology annotation, cellular component: cytoplasm; plasma membrane.